Messenger RNA from Vespula pensylvanica (western yellowjacket), 1101 nucleotides. RefSeq lists its product as uncharacterized. NCBI's taxonomy places the organism in Eukaryota, Metazoa, Arthropoda, Insecta, Hymenoptera, Vespidae. The transcript has 6 exons. The record is from RefSeq and is a predicted model, not a curated record. The coding region runs from base 1 to 570 and encodes 189 amino acids.
AUGAUUAAUAGUCAAGAAGAAUUACAACCUGUUUGUAAUAAGAUGAAACUAUUUAUAACUUUUGAUUUUAUACCUAAAUUAUUACGAUGCAUUACAUUUUAUAUACGAAACUGUAUCGACAAAGUCGUACAUUAUCAAAAAGACAUAAUAACGAGACGAUUAAAAAGAAGAAAAAAACGACUUUUUGAAGGUUGUAAUUAUAGAGGCAAAAACAUUAAAUGUAAAUGUGAUUGUAACAGGUGCACUAAAUACAGAAAUAUUCAUAGCCGUAUUUUAGAAACUGGUUUUAUGUCAAACAUUUGCAAUAAUCGGCCAACUAAAAAUGAAAUAUUAAAUACUACGAUUGACAAUAAUUUCAUAUGUUGUACAGACAAGGAUCAAGUUCGUUCGUGGACCUUGGAGCACACACAACCACAGGAUCACAGAGACGUGUAUUUUAUCAUCUACUUUUCAUACUUAUUCUUUACAUGGAUCGCCUGUUUGACAGCAAAAUUUAUUUUUCACAUAAACUGGACAGCUUCCAGCAGUAGUUACAAGUGUUCUUUAUUAAAUGUUCCAAUAAAACUUUAAAAACCAUAAUCCUUUAAUGAUAAAUUUCAUUAGAAAUUCAGUUUUUUGCAUUAAGUUUGAUAAUGAGCGUUCGAAGAGCGCUUUUGCCAAUUAAAAAGAUAACGAUCAACGAAAUACGGUGACGAUAUUUGAAGGAAAGCUCUCGAUCGUUCGGAUGGCUGGGCAUGGUGGACGAAAAUGCAGCAAAGUGCAGCGUGCAUGCCGUUGCUGCAACAUGGCACAACAAUCCCAACCAAAUCCGUAUGUUCAUCGUCAAAUUCUUGUUCCUAUUUCGAAUCUUGUAAUACGUUGACGGAAUUAAAUGAGGAGAUGGAUGAAAUGCAAACGAAUAACUCGACAAUUACUGAAGUUAUCAGCAAAUUUUCAAAGCAUCCAAGUGCAGCCAAAUGUUCACAGUCACCUUAUGAAGUUUCUAAAUCGGAUUCCAAGAUUGAAUUCGGCCGAGAUAAGAAGUAAGUGUGUAUGCGUGAGUGUAUGAUUCAGAUGUGAAGAAUGUUAUUACAUACAAUAUAAAAUCGAAUCAUUCCGUUA